AUGGACGGCCUUGAGGAACAGCCGUUAUUGAGCCCCUCAGCAGGUCGCAAGCGGUCACUGCGGCUUCGCCCCAAGCACAGAACCAAGGUCAUUGCCACGGCUGCCGCUCUGAUAGCGCUGUUUGUCGUAUAUCUGUCGUGGCCGUCCCACUACAAACCUCCCGAGCUGCCUAAAUAUCCAGCUCAUGUCCCAUUUCUGGGCGGGCCUACUUGGAAUCCGCAAACAAACCUGACUGCCCGCGGCUCUCACGGUGGUGUGGCGUCGGACUCUGCGCUAUGCUCGCAGCUGGGGGUUGAAAUACUCAAGAAAGGAGGGUUUGCUGCCGACGCGGCUGUGACCACUUGUUUGUGCAUAGGAGCCACAAACACUAUGUUUUCGGCAGGAAUUGGUGGGGGCGCGUUCAUCACCACCAUAAAACACGGCGAGGGGGGCGCCGUAUCGAUCGACGCGCGCGAGAUGGCCCCUGCAAAGGCGCACAAGGACAUGUUUAACGGCCGCGAGGUGCUUUCGAAAUUUGGAGGUCUGGCCGUGGCCAUCCCGGGCGAGCUACAAGGACUGUAUGAGCUGCACAGACUGCACGGCUCGGGCAACUUGAGCUGGGAAGAGCUGAUUCUGCCCGUUGUGGACGUUUUGGAAGCAGGGUUCGAGGUCGACGAGCUGCUGGCGUUGGCCCUGUCAACGUACAAGUCGUAUUUCCACAACCACAGGCACGACUGGGAAUUUGCUUUCAAAGACGGCCGUCUGCUGAGGGCCGGCGAAGUGAUGAAACGGCCGCAGCUAGCCGCGACACUGCGCCUGGUUGCACAGAACGGAUCGGCCGCAAUAUUCUACGACCCGCACGGGCCAAUUGCUCCCCAUCUCGCCCGCAAGGUGCAAAGGAUGGGCGGCGUGCUGCAGGCUGAGGACUUUGCACGGUACCAGGCCGUGGUUGAACCGGCCCUCGUGAUGAACAAUUUCUCGCGGCGCGCACUGGACAUUUAUACAAGCUCUGGCGCGUCGUCAGGACCGGCGUUGCUGUCUGGGCUCAAAAUCAUAGACACUUUUGAGCCGGCGAAAAAUAAAGACUUUUCUGUGAAGGAGUCGCACCGGCUCGUGGAGACGAUGAAGUGGCUGGCGAGUGUGCGGAGCAAUCUGGGAGACGUGGGGGUCUUGAGUGAUAACCAGACUGCCCGGGAGCUACGUGAUGCCCGGUAUUCACGGCUCACCAGCGAGGAAUGGUGUGGUGCCACUGCCGGAAAAAUCAACGACAACAGGACACUCCCGUGGCAGGCUUACGAACCUGCGUAUCAGCCCAACGAGCCGCACGGAACUUCGCACCUGAGCGUGGUGGACAGAUUCCAAAAUGCAGUGAGUCUGACCACGACUGUCAAUUUGCUUUUCGGUUCGCUGGUGCACGACCCCGUUACCGGAAUAAUUCUGAAUAACGAGAUGGAUGAUUUUUCCAUUCCCACGGCCAAGAACGCGUUUGGGCUGCAGCCCUCAGUGUACAACUACAUUGAGCCUUUCAAGAGGCCCCUGUCGUCGACGUCGCCAAGUAUUGUGGUGGACCGUGCGACGGGCAAGGUGGACAUGGUGAUUGGCGCAGCCGGCGGGUCCCGCAUCACCACUGCUGUUCUCCAGGCGCUGGUUAGAACGUACCACUACGACUUGGGGCUGCUCGAGACAAUUGCGUUUCCACGGUUGCACCACCAGCUGCUUCCAGAGACUUUAUUUGUGGAGAACCCGAAAAGUGAGCCGUUCGUGCAGGGCAUGAUCGAACUAGGACAUUCUGUGGAGACAAUAGACCACGCUACUGCAAUGAACGGGAUCCGGUUGCAAAAUGACACCAUCACGGCGCAGAGCGAUUAUUGGCGGAAGCUGGGCCAGGCCGCCUGUUACUAA
This is a messenger RNA of Ogataea haglerorum, 1881 nucleotides long. RefSeq lists its product as uncharacterized. The transcript has a single exon. Gene Ontology annotation, molecular function: glutathione gamma-glutamate hydrolase. NCBI's taxonomy places the organism in Eukaryota, Fungi, Ascomycota, Pichiomycetes, Pichiales, Pichiaceae. The record is from RefSeq and is a predicted model, not a curated record. Gene Ontology annotation, cellular component: fungal-type vacuole; plasma membrane. Gene Ontology annotation, biological process: glutathione catabolic process. The coding region runs from base 1 to 1881 and encodes 626 amino acids.